This is a messenger RNA of Aspergillus wentii DTO 134E9, 2310 nucleotides long. Its product is annotated as diphthine--ammonia ligase family protein. Gene Ontology annotation, molecular function: diphthine-ammonia ligase activity. Gene Ontology annotation, biological process: protein histidyl modification to diphthamide. The transcript has a single exon. Lineage: Eukaryota; Fungi; Ascomycota; Eurotiomycetes; Eurotiales; Aspergillaceae. The record is from RefSeq and is a predicted model, not a curated record. The coding region runs from base 1 to 2310 and encodes 769 amino acids.
AUGUCGUCAUCAACAACAUGUCCUCCUCCAGCACCGGGACUUAAUGUGAUUGCGUUAAUAUCAGGCGGGAAAGACUCGCUUUAUUCCAUCUUGCACUGCAUUCGAAAUGGACAUAAUGUUGUGGCAUUAGCGAAUUUGUAUCCCAACUCAAGCCCCGAGGGCACGGCUGGAGAUGAUGAAGAGGAAGAAGAUAUCGAUAGUUUCAUGUACCAAACUAUCGGACACAGUGUGAUUCCGUUAUAUGAAUCCGCGCUGGGGAUUCCGUUAUAUCGUGCGCCCAUUACAGGGGGCGCGGUGGAUACGUCUCGAAUCUACCGACAAAAUGCGGCGGAUCAGAUGGCUGAGGCUGGUGAUGGUGAUGGUGAUGGCGAUGAAACCGAGUCUCUGAUUCCGCUUCUACGACGGAUUAAGCGGGAACAUCCAGAGGCCAAUGCCGUCUCCGCGGGUGCUAUCUUGUCUACGUACCAGCGGACGCGGAUUGAGAAUGUCGCUGGACGCUUGGGUCUUGUGCCGCUGGCUUGGUUGUGGAUGUAUUCGAUUCUGCCUGCGUCUGAGGAGAGAAAGACAUCGGGGGCGAUGGUCGACGAGGCCGGGUUGUUGGAAGAUAUGGCUGCGAGUGGGUGUGAGGCGAGGAUUAUCAAGGUUGCCUCUGGCGGGUUGGAUGAGGGGUUUCUGUGGGAGGAUGUUUCCGGGGCGGGAGGGGCGGUGCGCAGACGGAUGUUGAAGGGGAUGAGACGGUUUGCUGGGGAAGAGGAGAUUCGGGGUGCGGUUCUUGGAGAGGGAGGGGAGUAUGAGAGUUUGGCGUUGGAUGGACCGGGGUUUCUGUGGAAGCAGAAGAUUGAGAUUGGUGAUGUGCAGGUUCGGAGGGGGGAUGGGGGAGUUGGAUACAUGAGGUUGAAGGGGGCGAAGUGUGUGCCCAAGACGACUGGGCAGGAUGUUACGGCGGAGGCUGUGAGACGGCCGUCGUUGCUGGAUGACUCGUUUGCUGGUGCUUUGGAGGGAUUGGUGUCUUCUUCGAUGGAGGAUGAAUCUACGCCGGCAACGAGAGUGCAGUCAGAGCAAUAUGCAUGGAAGCAUGAACCGAGUCAAUCCAAAUGCGGGAACACAUGGACGAUAUCCAACAUCACUGCCCCCGAGGCUGGUCCUGGGACUGGUGAGCAGAUGGAAGAGAUUGCGAAUAAGACGCAGGCUAUCUUGGAAUCUUCUGUCUACGAGAGCAAUUCUGGUCCCAGAUCAACAGACGAUAUUGUUUUCGCUACAGUGCUGCUUCGUUCGAUGACCGACUUCGCAUUGAUGAAUAGCGUCUACGUUUCAUUGUUUAAAAAGCCCAAUCCCCCGGGGAGAGCCGCAAUUGCUUGUGGGGACAGUCUUCCAGACGGAGUGAACAUCAUGGUUUCAUUUGUGGUCGAUUUGGGCCCAAGAGAUCUACGCCAGGGUCUCCAUGUUCAGUCCCGGUCAUACUGGGCACCGGCUAAUAUUGGACCAUACUCCCAGGCCAUGUCGAUUCCGCUUCAAGGAGGUGGAAACAUGGUGUAUAUUGCUGGUCAGAUACCCUUAGAGCCAGCAUCGAUGGAAAUAGCCGGAGCAGAGAAGCAGUCUUGGGUUGAGGGUUACGCACUGCGGUCUGUUCUCUCCCUCCAGCACCUGUGGAGGAUUGGAACAGCCAUGCAGGUUGAUUGGUGGUUAGGUGUGGUUGCUUUCAUGACGGGACAAGACAUCGAUACCAAAGCCAGAUUGGCAUGGCGUCUCUGGGAGAAAAUGCACAUUCAACCAAAGGAUGAUGAGGAAGAAGAAGAGUCAGCGCUGGAUGCCUGGGAUAUCAAAUGCGGAGGUCGGGGACAUGAGCAGUUGCUGAAUACUGCUGCUAGUACGUUGCCAAAUUUCUCUAUCGUGCAGUCUGAUCCAUCGGUUCCUCCUUUCUUUGCUGUACAAGUCGAGGAAUUGCCUCGCGGCAGCGAUAUUGAAUGGCAGGGUCUGGGUUGCCGGUGUGACCAGUUGAAGAUGACUCUUGGAGAAAUAGACCAGGGAUGCAGUACUGAAACCACUGUCAACGAUGGGUUGAGGUAUACCGGCAUCGAAAUUGGCAUCGAGCAAGCUGGUUCGAAUCUGGAGACAUGUUUACGGCAAAUCUUGGACAAGUAUUGUCAGACUCCCACAGCAUCCCAUGCUGUCGUCUAUACAGCACAAUCGUUGCCUGGGGAUCUCUGGCCUGGCCAGGUUGUUCUCUGCACGUCACUCUGGGGCCAGAAAGGCCGGAAAUUGGUGGCGGGCGUUAUUGUACAGAUGAAAUCUCCGGAUGGGACGGCCUAG